This is a messenger RNA of Triplophysa dalaica, 1441 nucleotides long. RefSeq names its product nucleoporin 42 (gene nup42). The transcript has 7 exons. Bases 120 to 1370 code for a protein of 416 amino acids. Lineage: Eukaryota; Metazoa; Chordata; Actinopteri; Cypriniformes; Nemacheilidae. Gene Ontology annotation, cellular component: nuclear envelope. Gene Ontology annotation, molecular function: metal ion binding; nuclear export signal receptor activity. The record is from RefSeq and is a predicted model, not a curated record.
AUUUUGAAAGUGUUUCACGUCGAAAUUUGCGUUUGACGUCACACCGGUUCCUAGUGUUUGAGGAAGUGCGUUGGGAGCAGCAGCAACAGCAGCACAUGAUUUGUUUGUAAAGUAUAAAGAUGACAGUGUGCAGUUUCUUUCUUCAAGGCCGCUGCAGAUACGGAGAUAAAUGCUGGAACGAGCAUCCGAGAGGCGGAAGAGGCGGAGAUUACGGAGCAAACCACCAUCAUCAGCAGCAGCAGCAGCACCACCAACAGCCGCAGCACCACCAGCACAGCAGAGGAGGGUUCGGGAAUCGUGUGUGGGUGAACCCAUCUCAGCGCUCCGGUGGCGGUUACAUCCAGCCCUCCACCUUCUCUCGUGAUGGUUCAGACUGGAGCAAAGGAGACGUGAAGAGCUCUGAAUUCAGCUUCUCCAACCAGAACAGAUUCUCAGCACUAAACCCUCAAGAUAACAAUGAUAAAGGCGGACAAACACCAGCCGAUGAUAAUAAUAAUCAUGUUGAUACCAUUCAGAAGGACAUGGAGGUCUGGCAGAGUUCUGGCCAGUGGCCGUUUUCCUGUUAUUCUCUCCUCACCGUUCAGAUCUCAGGGUUUGUGGAGCUGAGUCCUGAAGAACUGAGACUGGAAUAUUACACCCACAGAGCAUCUGGAGAUCUUCAGCCGUAUGUGAACUCUGUACAGCAGCUGUCCAACCAGUGGAGCAGCAGAGUUCAGGAGCUUCAAACCAUGAACAGCUCCACUCAGAUCAGUGUGAUAUCAGAGCUCAAUAACACAAGUCCUCAGACAUCAUCACAGGGAUUAGGCUCCAACUCUGGGUUCAAAUCAGCAUCCGGGUUCGGAUCCACAGCGGGAUCCGGGUUUGGAUCCACGUCAGCAUCCGGGUUUGGAUCCACAUCAGUGUCCGGGUUUAAAUCAGGAGGGUUUGGUUCCAGUUCUCAGAGCAGUAACACUUUCAGCUUCGCCUCAUCCAAAGCUGGUUUUGGAUCAUCUGAUACUCAACAGGCCCUGGGUUUCGGCAGCGCAUCAGUCGUUCAGCCUCCUUCAGGCUUCGGUACCGCUCCCCCGUCCGCUGCCACCUUCUCUUUCGCUGCUCCAGCUGCAGAGAACACACCUAAAACCGGCGCAUUUGCCUCCGCUGCUGGCUUCAGUUUCAAAUCAUCCUCAUCCAGCUCAUCCGCAGGUGGAUUCAGCUCAGCGUCAGCAUCAGUAGCGGGCAGCGCUGUCAGUGGAACUGGAGAUGUUGGGGACCGAUUGUUCAGUGCUCACAGUGAUCUGACAGCUGAAGAACUGGAAGAGUUCAGAGCCAAACACUUCACAUUGGGACAAAUCCCCCUUAAACCACCUCCCGCAGACCUGCUCGUGGUCUAACACUGACUCUGGGGGUUUUGGAGCGGGCUCAUAUUUUAAUGCAAUGUGAAUAAACAUGUUUAUAGAAAUGA